Bursaphelenchus xylophilus (pine wood nematode) is the source of this 2537-nucleotide messenger RNA. The record is from the annotation of a GenBank genome assembly. Lineage: Eukaryota; Metazoa; Nematoda; Chromadorea; Rhabditida; Aphelenchoididae.
AUGACGGCCUCCAAAAAGAAAGACUUCAAGGAUUCAGAGGGCCGAGAGCCGAUCGGAUGGAAGCCCAAAGCCUUGGAUGGAGGCUACGGCUGGGUGGUGGUCUUCGGAUCCUUCAUGAUCCAUGUCUUCGCUGAUGGUUUCGUUUAUUCUUUCGGUGUUAUCGCCGAGAGCUUAGUGCAGGUAGGUGCCUUUUAUCUAGAAGCAGACUCUUUUGAGCGUUAUACUACGUAUUUGGUAAUGAAUCCAUUCAAGGCUAGACAUUAAAAAUUAUGCGAUAAACGUCUUGAACGGACAGUUUGAGAACGGGGUUUAUUUACGUGCACAGACUCAGAGAUUAUGCCCUUUCGAUUUGGCCAGAUGAUCUUGUUUUGGGCCACUUCUCGGGGAUAAACAAAUGGUUUUAACUUUCUUAAUUAGUCACCCGCUUUUUCUCUUAACAGGCGGAUUGGCCAACUGCAAGUCCCUUUCAAGCCUUCUGCACACAGAUCGCAAAUUUAAAUUUAAUGUUAUAAAGUCGGGGAUUAAAGUGCAUCCAUAAUUGUAAUGAGACUACUGGCAAUUUAUCAAUAUGUCGGGAAAACAACGAGCACAAUGUCGUCGCAUUGAAAAUCGCGUCGCUGUAGUGAAAAACGCAUCGUGUCGCAGAAAAAUUUUCUAUUACUUCGCCGACAAGGCAUAGCUGACUAAAAAUUCGGGAGAAGGGAGGGGGUACCAUCAUGUAGAAAAUCUCCGCGGCAGAUUGAUAUUUUUAGGAAUUCAACGCUUCAAAUGCUGAGACUUCAGUCAUCCUCUCCUUGCUCACGGGAUUGAUGUUAGCUGCCGGUCCCAUUGCGUCAGCUGUCUGUAAUCGGAUUGGCUGUCGAUGGACCACCAUUAUUGGGGCUUCCAUUGCCUCAGUUGGAUGUGCUGCUUCUUAUUUUGCAGAUUCUAUGAACUUUCUGCUCUUUACUGUGGGAAUUGUAAUGGGAUUUGGCUUCGGUCUGAUGUAUUGUCCGGCCAUUAUUGUUGUUACGAUGUAUUUUGAAAAGUACCGUUCUUUGGCCACAGGGGUUACAGUCUGCGGAGCUGGAGUUGGAACAGCCGUGUUCUCCAAAAUCAUCAGCUUUUUGAUUGUUCGUUUUAACUGGAGGACCGUGUUCUUAAUCUACGCAGGUAAAUCUUUAAGUGUUACGCACAUUUAUAUUUUAACAAAAAACCCCUUGAGCAAACAAGAGGGGUUGUUAGUCCUCUCCAUAUUUAAGAUGUCCUUGCAGAAAUCAUGAAUAAUAUAAUUGUGUUUGUCUUCAGGUGUUGUUUUACUCUGCAUUCCCUGCGGCGCCUUGUAUCGGCCCAUCGCCUUUGAAGCUAUUUAUGAUGAUGACGAGGAGAAGGAGGGGGAGGAUGAGGAACAGAAACAAAAGAACGAUCAGAAAACAAACGGAAAGAUUCCACUACCGAGUGAGAAUAACACCCUCACAACUGGACCCAUCAGAUCAGCAGUCUCCCAUACAGGAAUUAAUGAAGAUCCCAAAGAAAAUAAUCUUCAAAGAGUCAGAUCUUUGGGCGGACAUUUGCAUAAGACAUCCCAGACAUCUGUAUCUUCACUCGGAUAUCUAAAUGUAAAGGAUGUUUUCUAUGGAAGGUCGGUCAGCGAAUUGAAGGACUACAAUGAAAAGAUAAGAUCUGUAACCUCAUUGCCUUUGGAUCAUAAAGAAUCAUUACUCAGAAGGAAAGAAACUCAUCAUUCGAACGUGGAUAUUCUCAAGGAAUUGCCUGAGGAAGAUGAGAAUGAAGACAGUUCAGCCACUAGUGCAAGCAGGGCCAUUGAGAUGUGGAGGUAAGAAAAGCCACUGUUGUUUGUUCAUGUCCGCUUCAGGGUUCUCCAAAAAAUGUUGGACUUGUCGUUGUUCACCGAUCCCGCCUAUGUUCUGUUUGCAAUCUCCAACUUCUUGACCAGUAUCGGCUUCAAUGCCCCAUCCAUGUAUAUGCCUAUGAAUGCUGAGAACGUCCUCAAACUAAACAAAGUGGACGCUGCAACAACUGUAACAGCGUAUGGAAUAGCUAAUAUUAUGGGGCGUAUGGUGUUUGGAAUGAUUUGUGAUCGAAAACUACCAUUCAAGUACGGCAAAGACACUGCCAGGAAUCGUCUCUGGAUCUACAACCUUACCCUUAUCUUCUGCGGAAUCGCUUCGUGUUUUGUUUUCUUGAUGGACGACUUCUACUCAUUCGUUUCGUACUGUUUCUUCUUCGGAUUCACCAUCUCAUCGUAUGUGUGUCUCACUUCCGUUGUACUGGUCGAUUUGGUGGGUGUGGAUCGAUUGACAAACGCCUUCGGAUUGUUGUUGUUGGUCCAAGGUGUGGCCACAGUUGUAGGACCACCGAUCGCUGGAAGUAUGUAUGAUCUUACCAAGAGAUAUGACUGGACCUUCUUCUUCUGUGGUGUCUGUCUCUUUGUGAGUGGGGCCAUAAUGUAUGCAGUUCCGUACAUCCGUAAGAAGGAGAAAGAAGUCAGGUUGGAGGAUCCCGAGCCUACUACAAUAUCGCCGAUGGUCUCCUAA